AUGUGUGAAACGAGUAAGACAGGAUCUGAAGCAAAGGCAUUGUGGAAAAAAAUAAGACAUUCAUUGGGGGAUGCGCUUAGGAGGCAGCAAAAAUAUUUCAAAAGUGCAGCACCAGCGGAAGCUAUUAAAGAAUGGAAAUUUCAGAAAGAGAUGGGAUUCCUGCAGCUCUACAUGGCCAAUAAAUCGAGAGAAGGGAACCUUCGAGAAGACGAUGGAAAUGAAAACGUUACUGAAGGUUCUAAAGAAUAUGUAACAUUUGCAGAGGUCGAGGAUGAAACUGUAGAAGAAGUGAAUAUACAGCAGCAAAAGGAAAGCAUAAAGGAUGAAGCUCAACCACAGAAACUUCCACAAAUUUGCCUCCGAGAGCAGCUUAAACCCCUACAUCAUAUGCAACUCCGAAAUCAGCUAAAAAAUUUAAGAUAA
Messenger RNA from Psylliodes chrysocephalus, 423 nucleotides. The record is from the annotation of a GenBank genome assembly. Lineage: Eukaryota; Metazoa; Arthropoda; Insecta; Coleoptera; Chrysomelidae.